AUGCCCUACUCCUUGUCAGGUCGCAAUGUCUUGAUCACCGGUGGCUCUCGAGGGCUAGGUGCUCUUUCAGCCGAGAAAUUCGCCUCCGAGGGAAGCAACGUUGCUAUCAACUAUAUGUCCAACAAGGAGGCUGCGGAUAAGCUUGCCUCGGACAUUGCAACCAAAUAUGGUGUAAAGACAGUGGUUAUUCAAGGCGAUGCUGGAGUCAAAGAUGACUGCAUCAAUGCUGUCAAAACCACAAUCGAGAAGCUGGGUGGCUUGGAUAUUAUUAUCUCAAAUGCCGGAUGGACAAAAAUGACCAACUUCGGUGAUCUUGAUGCCAUGGACGACGAUGACUGGGAUAAGUGCUGGUCGGUCAAUGUCAAGAGCAGCUUUUACCUGUUCAAGGCAGCUUUGCCCACGUUCAAUGCGAACCCUGAAGGUGGUGUUUUCCUCAUCACAGCCUCAAUUGCGGGCGCCACGCCAAGUGGAAGCAGCUUGCCUUACGCUGUCUCGAAAGCCGCAUCUAUCCAUCUUAUGAAAUGUCUUGCUAAGAGCCAGGGCGCGAAAAUUCGCGUCAAUGCUAUUCUUCCUGGUCUGUUGCUCACUGAAUGGGGUCAACGCUUCCCGUCCGAUAAAAUCGAGAGCUGGACAAAUGCGACAACCCUCAAGCGAGCGCCCGAGGUGGAAGACUGCGCGGACAUGUUUAUUACCUUGGCCAAGAAUGCCUCUAUAACCGGUCAAACGGUUCAAAUUGAUUCUGGCUUCGGGAUCUAA
Molecule: messenger RNA, 756 nt
Organism: Penicillium crustosum
Lineage: Eukaryota; Fungi; Ascomycota; Eurotiomycetes; Eurotiales; Aspergillaceae
Product: SDR family NAD(P)-dependent oxidoreductase
Exons: 10
Coding region: 1-756 (251 amino acids)
Molecular function (GO): oxidoreductase activity
Source: RefSeq, a predicted model, not a curated record